AUGAUCUAUCACAAUGAUCUCAUAUACGGCACCCGCCAAUCCUUCGGCCGAUUAUUACAACAGUGGAUGGAGGGUUCAACCGCAGAUAACUGCCCCGUCCUACCAGCAACCCUAAGGCUCAAAGACCUCUUGAAAUCCCGAGAUUUGGAAGUCGACCUGGAACUCCACCCUUAUCUCCCCGUACAGAUCGAAGAUCAUUUCAACGAACUCGAAACAUCCGGUCCUCGCGGCGGAGCCUGGGACAAGAUCUGCAUCCAGGAGAUCGACCCCCAGCGAGACCCCGAAAAGCCCGGCAUUCACAUGUGGGAAGGGCAAGUAGCCCCUGGGAUACUAAUGAUCGAAGAGAUUAAGCGGACCCACGGACCCUAUACAUCCGAGAUCAGCCACGCGGUUUACACGCACUAUUUCCCAAUCGAGACUUUAAGAUACAUCUACCUUUUGGAUAUUUGCAAUAAAGACACGAAGGAUUUUGUGACGAAGGAGCUCUACAGCAAACCUAAUGGUCUCCAUUGGCCGGAUGAGACGAUCCGUGAAUGGGAAGAUGGAACCCCGGAAUUCGAGGCCCUUCUGGGCACACAGCUUGGGAGGACUGUCGGAUAUAUGCUUUUGGGGGCUUUCCCGCGUGGAGCUCGUCGGAUUGCUCGGAUCAGAACUUAUUAUGCGUAUGAGGCGCUGCAGAUGCGGUUUGAGGUUGAGGAUGUUGUUCCGACUGUCAUGGUUCGGCGAACGACAGGGUUUCCUCGUUUCCCGAUGCGGACGUUCAGGUCGGCGCCGAAAAUUGCUCGGAGUGGUUGGAAGGGACGGUUUGGUCCCGAGACAAGAUCGGCCUCCCGUCGUCGGAUCAAUAUGGAGGAGGAGAAGGAGAUGACGAUCUUGUAUGAACAGCAGCGGUUGUCUGGAAUUCGGAAACGGUGA
Molecule: messenger RNA, 915 nt
Organism: Penicillium paradoxum
Lineage: Eukaryota; Fungi; Ascomycota; Eurotiomycetes; Eurotiales; Aspergillaceae
Exons: 1
Coding region: 1-915 (304 amino acids)
Source: RefSeq, a predicted model, not a curated record